Molecule: messenger RNA, 319 nt
Organism: Homalodisca vitripennis (glassy-winged sharpshooter)
Lineage: Eukaryota; Metazoa; Arthropoda; Insecta; Hemiptera; Cicadellidae
Product: transmembrane protein 11, mitochondrial-like
Exons: 1
Biological process (GO): inner mitochondrial membrane organization
Cellular component (GO): mitochondrial inner membrane
Source: RefSeq, a predicted model, not a curated record
CCCCCGGUCUCGUGGCAGUUUGACCCUUGUUGCCAGUACCAGGUGUCCACUGACUCUCACAGUCUCACCGUGCAGCCCCAUGCCGCUGCGUCGCUGUCCGCACGCUCGCCUGUCGUCCUGGUGCGUCGCGACGACACUCGCCGUAAACUGCUCCACUCGGCCGUCACACUCGCUGCGUCGCUACUCGCCGUUUUGGAGGUGCUACAUCACUUGUGUCAAGUGAUCCUGACAGUGUCGGUGCCGGUGGUGUACUGUACCUGGGAACGUUUACAAGCGAAGAACUGUCUCUCAGUAGUUCCUAAUCGGGGGAAAUCGUUAG